This is a messenger RNA of Macroventuria anomochaeta, 829 nucleotides long. RefSeq lists its product as uncharacterized. The transcript has 4 exons. The coding region runs from base 1 to 447 and encodes 148 amino acids. Lineage: Eukaryota; Fungi; Ascomycota; Dothideomycetes; Pleosporales; Didymellaceae. The record is from RefSeq and is a predicted model, not a curated record.
AUGUCCUCCAUCGCCGCCCGCUCAGCCUUCCGCGCUGCCCCGCGCCUCCGCGCUGCCGCUCCUGCCCGCCGCUGGGCCAGCAGCGCCCCGGCCUCUGACUCUGGACACGCCGAGAGGCAGGCCGGCAAGGACGCUCUCAAGACCGGAGCGAAGCGCGACCCCGAGCUCUAUGUGCUCCUGGCCAUCAUGAGCGGUGUCUUCGGACUCGCAGGCUGGCACUUCUCCCGCUCGCCCACCAGCGCUUCGUCUGAGCGAACCGUUUCCAAGGCCGAACACAGCGAGCCCUGGAAGUCGGGCGGUUCCAGCCCAUACCAGUACCACCCCGGUGGUGAUACCAGCGUCAAGAAGGACGCUCCUUCGGCCCUGAACGUGGUCGUCAUCCCCAACGUGACACUCCCCAAGGAGCUCCACGACGCAUACAACAAGUGGGGCAAGGACGGCUACUAAGCAGCUAUCUGUCAGCCGAUGCCCAAAUCCCCUACAAUUGCCUGAGAAGAGCAGACACCAAUGCCUGGACACCUUUUCAUCUAGACGUCGACUGUACAUAAAUCAUGUAGCGGAAAUCGAAGAAGACUUACAAAAACAUGCAUCCUCGGUUGUGAUCCUAGCUUGGACCUGUAAAGCUCAGAAAUCAUGCAGAGACUCCUGUGCCAUCCGUUCGGCGCUGAUAGAUAUCAGGUUUAAUGAUGAUAACGAUAGGCCAUCAAAUUGUAGCAUAGAAUGUGACGUGAGGGCCUUUUGGGCCUGAGCCCUCACCAUCCCUUGUACUCUCAUUAAACUCAACCUCUUGUAACUAAAUCUUUGCAUUACCAGAGGAGCUACUGCCCUC